UGUGCGCCACAUAAGUCACUGGGGGCGCAUGUGUUGAAUCAGCACCGGCGGCGAGUCCGUUUAACUAGUAGUUGAUUUAAAAUGACGGUGUUUCACGACGAGGUUGAAAUAGAAGAUUUUGAAUAUGAUGAAGAAACAGAAACAUAUUAUUUUCCUUGUCCAUGUGGUGACAGAUUUGCGAUAACGAAGGAGGAUCUUGAGAAUGGUGAAGAAGUGGCCACCUGUCCGAGUUGCUCACUUAUAGUAAAAGUAAUCUAUGAUAAGGAGAGGUUUAUGUGUGGAGAAGUAAUUGAAGCACCAAAAGCAUCAGAAAACAAACUGGAGCUGGCCCAGAGUUGAGACAGACAUCGACAUGAUUCUUUCACCUGAUCCUUUGCCCUGAUAAUAGACUUUAUGCACACAUCUGCCAUUUCACAGUUACUCACUACAUAUGCAGAUCUUUUGUGAGAAAAAUGAUCACAUGGACUUGAGACUUUUAGCACCAAGAUUUUGCACACAAUUUACUAUUCUGUUUAAGUUAUUUAUUCACUCUAAAAAAUGCUGGUUUGUU
Sinocyclocheilus anshuiensis is the source of this 550-nucleotide messenger RNA. Its product is annotated as DPH3 homolog. NCBI's taxonomy places the organism in Eukaryota, Metazoa, Chordata, Actinopteri, Cypriniformes, Cyprinidae. Gene Ontology annotation, molecular function: metal ion binding. The coding region runs from base 82 to 339 and encodes 85 amino acids. The record is from RefSeq and is a predicted model, not a curated record. The transcript is spliced from 3 exons. Gene Ontology annotation, biological process: protein histidyl modification to diphthamide.